AGCGUUUUCCAGGAGGCGCCCAGGCAGCAGGUGCUCACCAGCUCAGCGGCUUCCCAGGGAGCCGGGCUGGACACUUCAGUGGCUAGGUCUUUGCGCCAGAUCCCUCAGGCGGUUCCAUGGGCGGAGCUUCGGGCUGAUCAGUUUGUCAGGAAACACUUUUAUAUUAUUAUUGCUCACUCCUAUUUAUUCGUCAAAGCCUUUGGGUCCUGAAGGACAGAAUUUACUUCCAAACAGAAAAAUGGAGAAAACACAUUUAAUUUGCAAGACAGAAGAAAGCAUUGAUGUAUCAAUUCAUGGCUCGGAUACUAUCACAACCAAGCUGAUAUCAAGAAAUAUUGAAACUAAGAAAUACUGCAAAAUUUCUAAAACAACAGGGAAGAAAAUUUCAUCUGAAAGUAAGGGUUUUAUCCCAGAGUAUAAAAAAAUAUAUGAAACAUCGUUAUUCGUGUACAGAGAAGAAAAACCUACAGAGUUCUCAGGAUCAAAAAAACUCAGGAGAAAGAAAAGUGUGCAAGUACAGCUUCAUAGUAAGAGAACGGAGAUUGCCACUCCCUCUUUGAAGGUGUCAAAGGAGAAGAUAACCAAGAAAGAAAGUCCUUCCAAGUUGCCAAGUCACAAACCUUCACUAACUCAACGUACAGCUUCAACUGCUGGGAGAAAAGUUAUACCUUCUAACCUCUCCCUGACAUUAUAUGAACAAGUACCUGAAGAAUUCUUAAAACACCAAGAACUAAAUGCCCUUUCCAAGGGCUGUCUCAUUUUCAGUAAAGUUCGCAGCGGUAAGAUUUACGUGAACGACUUGCCAGUGGUCCUUCACGCCUUGAAGAUUUCUACCAGUGAUUCAGAAGUUCGUCAGGCGCUGAAGGCCGUUAGCAUCGAUGUUAAUGGAAUCCUGGAUUUUACAGAGUUCCUUAAGGUCAUGAAUGACACUUCUCCAUCAUCCUCUCAGGACCCAGAAUUUCAAAAUGCCUUGAAGAUAUUUUCUAAGGUGAAAAGUGGCCGAGUGGCCACCACUGACGUGGCUGCUGUUUUGGAAAGCAUGGAUAUCUCAGUGAACCCCGAGAUGAUCAAGGAUGUGAUACAGCAUGCUUAUGAGGACAAUUACCACACUAUGGACAUUGGAGACAUUAUAUUUACUUUGGAUGAACUACAACGGCAGUAUGAAGAUGUUUCAGUUAUGGAUGAAGCUACUUCAGGUAAAAGAGCAUCAACUAUCCCAGGACACCACCCACAACAGAAGAAAAGCAGUUUACUUUCCAGAAUGCCCGAACCUAGCACACCAAAAAACCAGACUGUGCCUCCCCAACCACAUCCCAGUAAAACCACUGGGAAGCAGGAUGAGGCUGAACUUAAACUCUCCAAAAGAUCUUCAGAGACAAGACGGCUCUCAAGUGGGAUCAUCAGCGAUUCUGUGGGACUUCAGGAAUCACAGAUAAAGAUUCAUGAUUCAAAGUCUAAAUCACCUUCCUUGAAGAGUACUCCAAGUCUCAGUAAGUUACCGGAUAGACGUGAUUCAAGCCUCAAGAAGUCACCGGAUAGAAGUGAUUCAAGCCUCAAGAAGUCACCGGAUAGACGUGAUUCAAGCCUCAAGAAGUCACCGGAUAGACGUGAUUCAAGCCUCAAGAAGUCACCGGAUAGAAGUGAUUCAAGCCUCAAGAAGUCACUGGAUAAAAGUGAUUCAAGUCUCAAGAAGUCACUGGAUAAAAGUGAUUCAAGUCUCAAGAAGUCACUGGAUAAAAGUGAUUCAAGCCUCAAAAAAUUACUGGAUAAAAGCGAUACAAGCCUCAAUAAGUUAUUGGAUAAAAGCGAUACAAGCCUCAAAAAGUUACUGGAUAAAAGUGAUUCAAGCCUCAAGAAGUCACCGGAUAGAAGUGAUUCAAGCCUCAAGAAGUCACCGGAUAGAAGUGAUUCAAGCCUCAAGAAGUUAUCGGAUAGACGUGAUUCAAGCCUCAAGAAGUCACUGGAUAGAAGUGAUUCAAGCCUCAAGAAGUCACCGGAUAGAAGUGAUUCAAGCCUCAAGAAGUUAUCGGAUAGACGUGAUUCAAGCCUCAAGAAGUCACUGGAUAAAAGUGAUUCAAGUCUCAAGAAGUCACUGGAUAAAAGUGAUUCAAGCCUCAAGAAGUCACCGGAUAGAAGUGAUUCAAGCCUCAAGAAGUUAUCGGAUAGACGUGAUUCAAGCCUCAAGAAGUCACCGGAUAGAAGUGAUUCAAGCCUCAAGAAGUCACCGGAUAGACGUGAUUCAAGUCUCAAGAAGUCACUGGAUAAAAGUGAUUCAAGUCUCAAGAAGUCACUGGAUAAAAGUGAUUCAAGUCUCAAGAAGUCACUGGAUAAAAGUGAUACAAGCCUCAAAAAGUUACUGGAUAAAAGUGAUACUUCUAUCUCAGAAUAUCAGAAGUUGGCUAUGAGGAGGCUGUCCAGCACUCUACAUUCUGCUGCGUCUACAAUCAGUGCCUUAGAAAAUGCCUAUGAAGUUAUCCUUAAACUCCAAGAAGAUUACAUCUCUCCAGAAGAACUUCAAACCAUUUUACCCUCGGUAGGGGUCACUUUAUCCGAUGAAGACUUCCAGAGGAUUGUGCCAGAGCUCACUCAAACUGAAAGUGGAAUGGUGAAUUUAGAUGACUUUAUCACGGCAGUCUCCAAGGAACACAACUUUCCUGACUAUGAUGCAUUGAAAAAUGCCAUUGAAGGCAUUAGUAAAAUUCAGGAUGAAUAUGUUGAAUAUGAGGAUCUGGACACGUGUCUUCAAAAUUUUGGAGUUUACCUUCCUAAAUCAGAACGACAGAGGAUCAAAGAAUUAAUUCAAGUUGACGAUACAAAACAAGUGAAUAUUAAAAAGUUUAUUGAUGCCAUGCUGAAAAACACACACCCCUUCUCUGAGGAUAUAUUUUUGCCCGCUGCUAUCGAGAACCUGCAAAACUUCUGCGGUGACCAGAUGGAUGUUGCUCAGCUGUGGAAAACACUGUCCAGUUUGGAUAGUAGUUUAAAAGAGAAGGAAUUCUUAGAUGCAGUGAAAUUAGCCACAGUUGAUGGUGACAAAGUGCAAUUGGAAGACUUUUCAAAGGUAGUGAAGGAUAUGCAUGACUCCGUCAGGUUAAAAGAGUUGCAGGAAAUAGUUUCGGCUCUUGAUUCGCUUGAAGGUGAGAAGAUACCUGGGAAGAAUGUGGAUGAUUUCCUAAAGAGUCUUGGGAUUACAUCAUUUAAAGAUGAAUUGGAAGAAAUCCUUCAGUCAGAGAUUGUUUCUGAUGACAACAUGUUGAGUGUUAAAGACUGCAUGGAAGCUUUGAAGGACACUUCGAAGUUUUCUAACUUCACUGCAUUGAAAGAGGCCAUUGAAAUGUUGGACUCCGUCAAAGGAAGCUAUUGGUCUGAUAAAGAGAGAUUUCUGGAGGGGCUGGAAGAUCUCGAGGGUUUAAAAAAAGAAGUGUUGUCUUCAAACCUGGUAUUACCAACAGUAAGCGAGAUCAAAGAAGUUGCUGGCAUCUUGUCACAGGUUGAAGAUGGCAAGAUCACUAUACCUGACUUGGAGCGUGCCUUGAAAUAUUUGAAUCUUAAUAUAAGUGAAGAGGACUUUAAAGAAGUUCUUAAACAUUGUGAUAUCAGUGAUGAGAUGUAUGUGGACUUAAAAGAUUUCUUAGUGAAACUGAGAGAUAUUCCAAGCUUUAAAGACUCCAUAGUCACACAGCUGCUGCUAGCCACGCCCCAAGUUCUCGAGAAGGAUCUAAUUAAUGUCUCUGACUUAAAGAAGUUAUUGACAAAUAAUGAACUUCACUCAGCUAAAGCCAUACUGACUGAAGUAUUAAAACAUGUUCCAGAGGAUGAAGAAGGCAAAAUUACCAUUGAAGAAUUUGUGAGCACACUUUCGGAUAUCUUGAGAACUCUAAAAUCUGAACGAGAGAAAGAGAUACUUCACAACACCAACUUUGACUUAAAUAAUGUUAAUGUCACUUCUGAAAUUAAGCAGAGUUUAGAUGCUCUGGGAAUCCACAUAACAGGCAGUGAUAUACAGAGAGCGAUGGAGAACAUGGCUUCUUCGGGUGAAGUGAUAACGCUGAAGGAUAUCAUCAAAGAGCUGGCCAACAGUGAUGUGUUUAGUGAGUGCCAAAGAAUAGAGGACAUACACCGCAUCAUUGAUGUCAUCGGUGAUGGCAAAAUGGAUGUUAAAGACUUUUUGUCUGCCUUGAAUAACUUCACGAGACCUUUAGAGGAGGAAGGCCAGUCUGACGUAUCUCAGUCCCCCGAAAUGAAUGAAAAAGAGGCGAUCUUAAGAAACACAAUUAAUUAUUUAACUGGCGUAUCUGCAAUGACACGGUUCAAAAGUUUAUUGAAAGGGGUCCAGACCUUUGAUAAUAUCAGAGGUAAUAAGAUGCCUGUGGAUGAGCUCGUCUCCAACCUCAUGAGUACUGGGAUGCCAAUAAGCCAGAGCACAAUGCAGGAGCUCCUGAGACAAGCCUCUGUUGACGAAAACGAGGAAGUAAGUCUCAAACAAAUUUUGGAGAAUUUAGCCACACGUAACCCAGAUCCUGUACUGGAAGAUAUAGAAAAUGCCCUUAAUUCUGUCAAGUUGAUGACCUCUGACAAAAUUCAAGUCGCCAACUUAAAAGAUGCUCUUAAAGACCUCAAUAUUCACUUAAGCCCAGAAGAACUGCAGCAGGUAGAGGAAGCGCUCAAUGUUGACGAAAACGGAGAAGUUUCCCAGAGGGCUGUUCUUUUAGCAUUGAAGAGCAAUAAGCGUUUAAAGGAUUUUAGAGAGGUUAAUGAACUUGCAAAGGCUCUUGACAAGAUCACCAGUGAAAAAAUCAGAACUGAUGAUCUGAUACACGUUUCCAAGGGCCUGGGGUUUGGUGUUCCAGAUAAAGAGUUACAGGAUUUGGAUGAAACGGUUUCUAUUGAUGAGGAGGGAAAUGUGGAUUUAAAAGAAUGGCUGACGAAGCUGAAAGGGACACCACAUUUCAAUAAAAGUUCAAAAAUACAAACUCCCAUGAAAACUCUGGCCUCCAUUAGGAAAAAUGAGACAAACUAUGAUGAUCUACCCUUCAUUUUGAACAGUAUGGGGGUUGCAUUACCCCAAGAUAUAAUUGAGGCAGCACUGAGGAACAUGGCCCACAGAGAGAACGGGAAACUGAACUUAGACGAGUUUCUGAACCAAUUGAUCAAGGUGCAGCUUUCAUCUAUCCCUGAAAGUCGUGUUUCCUUAGAAGAAAAGAUUGAUGCCAGUAGUGUGGAUGACAUUUUGAAAAGCAUGGACAUAACACUCACAGACCAGGAGAAGAAGGCUCUUUUUGAACACCUGCCAGUUCCUGGUGAUGAAGGCAUAGAUAUGGAAACAUUGAUCGGUGCUGUGAAGAUGCUCAAAGAAAAAAUUGAUGUUACUAAUCUGUCCAACUUCCUGGAUGAUAUGGGUGUCGAGCUUUCAAAAGAGGAACAAAGCGACCUCAUUAAUCAUCUCCCAGUCAGUGCUGAAGGGAAGGUCAGUCAUCUUCAGCUGGUAGAUACUAUCAAGAAUCUCAAAAGUGGGAAAGCUGACAUUGAGAAGUUAGAAGGUAUCUUAGGGAAGAUGGGACUGGCACUUACAAGCCUAGAAUUUCAGAAUCUGCAAGAAAAUCUGCCAAUUGACACUGAUGGAAAGGUAGAUCUAGGUAUACUUCUAGAUCAAGUCAAGCUUCUUAAAAAAGAGGAGGGGAAAGCCUAUGACACUAACCUUGACACCAUUUUGGAGAAAAUGGGAAUGGAUUUCUCUGACAAAAUAUCUGAAGAAUCGGAAAAGCACAUGGAAGUCCAACUUAGCAAACCACUGAUGGAAUUUCCACAUAUUUCAGGAAAGACGAUAGAUUUCAGGGACUUGGACACUGUGCUUGAGAAGAUGGACAUAGAACUCACCGAAGGAGAAGAUGAAGAGCUGAAAAGACACUUCUCAGAUGAUGCUAAGGGGACGAUUGAUCUGGACUCGCUGGUGAAUGUGCUCCAAGUUACUACAGGAGGAGAAAUUGAUGUCAGUGACAUGGAAAAUGUCAUAAAAGAUGUGGAGAGAGAGAGAACAUCUAGAGAACAGCUGGAGCGUGAGAAGUCAUUUCCAUCUCAUGUUGAUGUCCGUAAUCUUGACAGUCUACUUGGAAGCAUGGCGUUCAAAGUGAUUCCCGAGGAAUUUCCUGAGUCAGCUUCAAAGUCAGCAGUGCAUAGAAGAGAUGUCGACACGGAAAGCAUUUCUAAACACAGAGAAUCAAUACCUGAAAUUCAGGAACCCUCAGAAUUGAUGGAUGACCUGUCAAUUGAAGGAAGAAAAAUUGAUGUAUCCAGUUUGGAUGAAAUUCUGGGGAAGAUGCAGAUUCACCUCUCAGAAAAAGAAUUAGAUAAGCUGACAGAAGGCCUGCCUGCAGGAGAAAAGAUUGACCUCAUUGAUAUAAAAAGUAUCCUGCACUUAAAGAGUAUCUCUGGAGAAAGCAUAAAUCUAAAAAGUAUUUCUACUGAUGACAUUCGAGAAUUCUACCAAAAGAAAUUGGCUGAGAGUGUAGAAGACUUUGAAGGAAAGAGUAUUGAUGUUCAUGAACUGGAGUCUGUUUUGCAAACCAUAAAUGUGAAACUUUCAGAAAGUCAAAUGAGUGGCCUUAAGGAAAACCUACAGGUUGAUGAGAGUGGAAAGACUUCAUUCAGAAGUUUGUUGGAUUCUAUCACAGAGAUUGUAGCAAAAGAAUUAGGGAUUGAAGAUGAGAAAAAUGUCCCAGAAGAUGUGGAGUUGGAAGACAUGGAGAAAGAUAAACUACAGCUCUUAAAAAGUCAGCUACCUGACGAAUGGAUUCCUGAUCCCCAAAAUCUGGAUAUUUUUUUACAAAGAGUGGGAAUCAACCUUGAAGAACAGGAGAUCGGUGAUCUGCUACAAACUCUGCCGGUUGGUGUUCAUGGGGAAGUGGAAAAGGAAACAUUUUUAGAAAAAAUGGCUUCUUUUACAGGAAAAAAGAUUCAUAGCAGUGAAAUGAAGGAAGUUCUGGAAGAUAUGGGGAUAGAUAUCACAGAUGAAGGGAUCAGAAAACUAAAAGAAGUGUUGCCCUUCGAUGCUUUGGACCAUACAUUUCAGAACAGAAUGUUGGAUGUUGUACAAUGCAUAAAUGAAGGAGAAGUUAAACUUGGUAAUGUGGAGUCUGUCCUGGAAAACCUGGGAGUGAAGCUUAUAUCAAAGGAGCAAGAGAGCCUAAUGAGGAUUCUGCUAUCUGAGGAAGAGACCCAUGAUGAAAAAAUUCCACUCAGUCAACUGAUACUUGCAGUGACAAAAGUUACAGGAGGACAAGUUAACAUCAAAGAUAUAAAAAGUGCUUUGGAAAAAAUGGGCAUAGAGCUCACAGAAAAUGAAUGUUCCCAAUUAGAGAGCCUGCUUCCAGUUAAUGCCAACGGGAAGGUGUACAAGAAGAGGUUGUUGGAAACGGCGGUUACCUCCAAAUGUGGGCUGGUGGAUGUUGCUAACAUAGACACGGUUUUGCAAAGCAUGGACAUGCAAUUCACAGAAGAGGAGAUAGACACUUUUAUGGAGAAAGUGCCUAUUGAUGAUAAUCAGAAGGUUGAAUUUAAAAACUUACUAGAUGCAAUAGAAGAUUUUACCGGAAAGAAUAUUGAUGCCAAUGAUGUACUAACAGUUCUGAGAGACAUGGGGAUUGAAUUCACUGAACAAGAAGAGGAGGCACUAUGGGAUGUCCUCCCUAUCCAUGAACCUGGAAUGGUGUAUGAGAAGAGAAUGUUGGAAGAAGUGAAGGCGAUGAAAGGAGGAGUGGUUAAAGUCAGUAACCUAGACACUAUUCUGGAAAGUCUAGGCAUUGAACUCACAGAUAAAGAACAUGAAAGUCUGACAGAACAUCUACCACUCACUGCUGAUGGAAAGAUUCAUCUUGGUCAAGUGCUAGAAACAGUAGAAGCUAUUACAGGGGGAGACAUUGAUGUCAGCGACAUGGGAAAUGUUCUGAAUGAGAUGGGGAUCACUCUCACAGUAAAGGAAAACAAAGAGCUGCUAGAACAUCUACCCAUCACUUCUAAAGACAAAGUCCACAAGAACAGGAUAAUGGAUGGUUUGAAAUCUUUCAAUCGUGGGACUGCUAAUAUCAAUGAACUCAAUACGGUUUUGCAAAACAUGGGGUGGAAGCUCACAAAUGAAGAAAUCAAGGAUCUGAAGCAGAACCUGGCUGCCGAUGUGCAUGGAAGAGUUGCAUUGAAGAAAUUGUUUAAGGGAUUAAACACAUUUACAGGGCCAAAGGUUGACAUGCGGGCUCUCCCGGAUAUAGUGGAAGAAAUGGGCCUUGAACUGACAGAUAAAGAGAGGGUGGAUCUGAUCACCGAACUGCCUGUUGAUGAAUCUGGGAAGAUCUAUAAGAAGAGAUUGCUGAGUGGGGUAAAGUCUUUCAAAGGAGGAAAAAUUAAACAAAAUAAAAUAAAUGCUGCCCUGGAAAACGUGGGGAUCAAACUUACUGAAAAGGAGCUUGAUGUUCUAGAAGCAAACCUACGAGAUGACGGUAACGGGAAAGUUAAUUUCCAUGACGUGAUGAAGGAAGUAAACACUAUCAUAGGAGAAGAAGAAAAUGUCAACGACAUCAAAGAUAUUCUAGACAGCCUGGGAUUGAACCUCACAGAGAAGGAAUUCAUAGAACUGUUGAAGACUCUCCCUGUUGAUGCCGAUGGAAAUUUCUACCAUAAUAGAUUAAUGAACACUGUGAAGUCUGGUAAAAGAGGGAAGAUUUCUGCCGACAAACUGGACACAAUGGUGAAAAACAUGGGAAUGAAACUCUCAGACAUGGAAUAUAAAGACAUGAUCAAGAAUGUGCCAGUGAGCGAUGCUGGAGAAAUUGAAAUGGAAAAGUUGGUUGAUGCAAUGGAAGCCUUUACAGGUAAUAAGAUUAAUAUCAAUGAUCUCCAAUACAUUCUGGGAAGCAUGGGCAUUGAGCUCACAGAGAAGAUGCUCUCCGAUCUGCUGAAGAUCCUGCCUGUGGACAAUGAUGAAAUGGUAUUCCAGAAAAGAUUGAUGAAGGAAGUAAAGUCUCUCAAAGGAAAAGUUGAUGUUAAUAACAUCGACAACAUCCUAGAAGAUAUGGAGGUUAAACUCACAGAAGCAGAGCUUAAAGACCUAAUGGAAACCCUGCCAGUUGAUGAUAACGGCAAGGCUGAACUUGCUGAGUUGAUGGAUACAGUGAAAACUCUCACAGGGGAAGAGACUGAUGUCAAAGAUGUUAAAAAUGUUCUGGAGGAAAUGGGAAUCAACCUCACGGAAAAAGAAUUGAUGAAGCUGCUAAAAAAAUUGCCAGUUAAUGAAGAUGGAAAGGUCUAUAAAAAUAGGUUGAUGAACAGCCUGACGUCUUUUAAAGGAGGGACUAUUAGUGCCACUAAAGUAGAUUCUCUUCUGGGAAGCAUGGGCAUGAAACUUGAAGAAAAGGAACUUAAAGACCUGAUGCAGAAUCUGCAGACGGAUGCCGAUGGGAAUGUCCCUCUUAAAAUGGUAAUGGAUGAAGUCAGAAAGUUUUCUGGAAACAAGAUUAAUGUAAAAGAUCUUCAAAAUAAUCUCAGAGACAUGGGGAUUGAGCUAACAGAAGCAGAAUGUUCAGAGCUCAAGAAAACCCUGCCUACUGAUGCUGCUGGAAAUGUAUAUCAGAAUAAAGUGAUGGAUUCUCUAAAGUCACAAAAAGGAGGGAUGGUUAAUCUCAGUGACCUGGACAAAGUUCUUAGAAACAUGGGACUUGAACUCACAGAGAAAGAGCGUAAAACUCUAACAGACAACCUUAUAAUUAAAGCCGAUGGGAAGAUUAGUCUCAGUAAGCUUCUAGACACGGUUAAAGCAGUUAGAGGAGAGGCUAUUGAUAUGGAUGAUGUAGAAGACAUUAUGGAAGACCUGGGGAUAGAAUUUACAGAUAAGGAAUUAUUGAGGCUGAUGGAAAGCUUACAAGCUGAUGCUGAUAGGAAUACUUACCACAAGAGGGUGAUGGAGAGUUUAAGGACCUAUAAAGAAGGGAAAAUCAAGACUGAUAAAGUGGACACAUUUCUGAAGAACAUAGAUAUGGACGUCUUAGAGACAGAACUUAAGGAUCUAAAACAAAACCUGCCGGCUUCUGCUAGUGGGAAAAUCGAUAUAAGAACUAUAAUAAAUGAAGCAAACGCUUUCACAGGGGAAAAGAUUGAUGUCAGCAAUCUGAGAAAUCUGCUAAGAAACAUGGGGGUUGAGUUCACUGAUCCGGAGUACACGAGGCUACUGAGGAUGCUGCCGGUGGAUGAUAAUGGGAUGGUGCAUUGGAACAGAGUACUGAAGGCUGUGAAGUUUCUCAGAGGAGGAAAAAUUGAUGUCAAAAGCCUGGGCUCCUUCCUGGGAAACAUGAGUAUCAAACUCACAGAACAGGAAGUGGAGGAACUGGUGGAGAGCCUGCCAGUCGACGCUAAUGGAAAAGUUGAUCUAGUAAAGGUGAUGGAUGAAGCAAAAGCCUUCAUAGGAGAAAAAAUUGGUAUCGAUGAGGUGAAAAAUGUUCUGGAAAACAUGGGACUAGAGUACAAAGAUCAAGAACUGUCCAAACUGAUGGAAAGUCUGCCAUUUGAUGAAGAUGGAAAGAUCCAUCAAAACAAGUUGUUGGAGAGCUUGAAGUCCUUGAAAGGCGGGAUGAUCAGUACCAGCAAUCUGAAAUCUGUGAUGGAUAACUUAGGAAUCAAACUCCACGACAAUGAAUUUAAGGAUAUGAUACAAAGUCUCCCUGUUGGUGCUAACAAGAAGAUUUCUCUAGAUGCAUUGAUGAAGAAGUUGAAAUCUUUUACAGGUGACAAGGUCGAUGUCAGUGACUUGAGAAACAUCUUAAAGAACCUGGGGCUUGAACUCACAGAGAAGGAACAAGAAAGGCUGCUGAAAAUGCUGCCUGUUGAUGAUGCUGGGAAGAUAUAUUACAAUAGGUUGCUAAAAGGUGUGAAGUCCUUUAAUGAGGGAAAGGUUCAUGUAAAUAACCUAGACAAUGUCCUGAAAAAUCUGGGAGUCAAACUCAGUGAAGAGGAAUUUGCAAAGCUGUCCGAAGACCUACCUGUGGACUCUAGUGGGAAGGUUGACCUGAAGAAGGUGAUGGAGAUAAUUAAAGCUACUACAGGAGGAGAAGUAGAUAGCAAACAUGUGAAAAGUGUUCUAUCAAAAAUGGGGAUAGAGCUUACAGACAGUGAAGUCUCAAAACUGAUGGAAAAUUUGUCUUUUGAUGAUGAUAACAAGAUCUUUAAGAACAGGUUACUAGAGUCUGUGAAGUCUCUCCAAGGUGGUAAAGUCGACAUCAACAACCUGGGCACAGUUCUGGACAAUAUGGGAGUCAAACUUUCAAAUUUGGAACUUAGAGAUCUGAAACAAAACAUGCAGGUUGGAGUUGAUGAGAAAAUUUCGCUACAAACACUGAUGCAAAAACUGAAAGAUUAUACAGGGGAGAAGAUUGAGGCCAGUGAUGUACCGAGUGUCCUGGAGAACCUUGGUAUCGAGCUCACAGACAAGGAGUUGGAGGAACUGAUGAAAACGUUGCCCUUCAACGAGUCUGGGAAGUUGUACAAUAACAGGCUACUAAAGGAUGUGAAGGAUUUAAAAAUGGGGAAGAUCAAAAAGGAUAACCUCCAUACUUCUUUGGAAAAUAUGGGGUUCAAACUCUCAAUGGAGGAAUUUGCUGAAGUGACAGAAAACCUAGAAACUGAUGAAAAGGGGAAUGCUGAUCUACAGACAGUGAUGGGGAAAGUGAAAUCCGUUACAGAGAACAUCAAUGUAAAAAAUCUGGAAAAUGUUCUAGGCAACAUGGGAGUCAAGCUGACCAAAACAGAGUUGGACGAUCUGUUAAAAAACCUGCCCAUUGGUGCUGAUAAUAAAGUGCCUCUGAAAAUGUUGCAAGAAGAACUAAAAGAUUUUACUGGAGAAAAAAUUGACCUCAAUGACCUAAAACGUGAACUUAAAAAUAUGGGGAUUGUGCUUUCGGACAAAGAACUGAGGAGACUCCUGAAAAACUUGCCUGUUGAUGAUGAUGGAAAGGUGUUUCAAAACAGAUUGCUGAGAAAUGUGAAGGAUAGUAAACGAGGGAAGGUUAAUGUGAAUAAUCUGGAUACUGCUUUAGAAGCCCUGAACAUCAGGCUCACAAAAGAGGAGCUUGACAUGGUGAAGGAUGCUCUGGAAGACGGCCAAAAGGAAGUUGAGCUGAGAAAAUUGGUGGAUCAAAUAGAAUCAGUUACAGGAAACGAAGUUGAGGUCACUAAGGUGGAUAAAAUGCUUAAAGAAAUGGGAAUAGAGCUUUCAGACUCAGAGUUCCUUAAAUUAAUGAACAAUGUGCCAGUUGAUGAUGGAAAGGUCUAUCUGAAAAGGCUAAUGGAUGGUAUGACGAUCGUUAAAGAUGGGAAAGUAGAUUCCAGUAAACUGAGCACACUUCUGGGGAACAUGGGUGUGACUAUCACUCAAAGGGAGUCUGACGAUCUCAAAAAAACUCUGAAACUUGAUGAAAACCAUAAAGCAGAAGUAAAAAGGGUGAUAAACGAAGCCAAAGUCUUCACAGGGCAGAAAGUUGAUACAAAUAAACUUCAAAGUGUUUUGGACCGCUAUGGUAUUAAACUCAAUCCUGAAGAAGUAACAAAAUUGCUGAACUCAUUGCCGGUGGAUGAUGAUGGAAAAGCUUUUCAGAAAAGGUUGUUGAAGGGUGUGACAUCUCUGGAUGAAGCCACUGUUGAUGUCGACAAGCUGGAUACAUUUUUAGAAAGCAUGGGGAUUGAGAUCACUGAGAAAGAAUUCGGGGAUCUAACAGACACGCUGACGGGAACCUCUGAUGGGAAAGUGAAACUAAAUAGUGUAAUGGAAAACCUGACUACUAUUUUAGGAGAUUCAGUGGAUAUUAAUGAUGUAGGAGAUAUUCUGAAAGACAUGAAAAUUGAAUUCACAGAUAAAGAAUAUUUGAAUCUGAUAAAACAUCUUUCAAAGAAAGCUUCAGGAAAAGUGUAUAAAAAAAGGAUAACGGAUGGUUUAAAGCAUCUUAAAAGAGGAAAAAUUGAUGUGAAUAACUUGAGCCCAUUUCUGGAAAACAUGGGACUUGAACUCUCACAAAAUGAAUAUGAAGACCUCGCAGAAAGUCUACCAGUUGACGAAACUGGAAAGGUUGAUCUAAAAAGCAUUGUGCCAAAAAUGAACGAGUUCACAGGAGAAAAGAUUAGUGUCGGUGACCUGAGAAACACUGUUGGACAAAUUGGAGUUGAAGUGAAUGACAAAGAAUAUGUGGAUCUGCUAGAAAGGCUGCCAUUUGAUGAAAAUAAGCAUGUUUUUCAGAAUAGAGUCCUGUCAAGUCUGAGAACCUCCAAAGGUGGAAGAGUUGAUCCCAAUAAUCUGAAGACACUCCUCAUGAACUUGGAUCUGAAACUCAAAAACAAGGAAAUAAGGGAUGUGAUACAGAAGCAGACUCCUGGCACUAACCGAAGUAUCCCUUUGAAAAAAGUGCUGGCAGAUGUGAACUCAGUCAUAGGAGAAAAAAUUAAUGUCAACGAUGUGAAAACUUUUGUGGAAGAUGCUGGGAUAACGUUGACAUCCAAAGAGCAGGUGGAACUGGUUACAAAUCUACCAGUCGAUGAUGAAGGAAAUAUCCAUGAGAGCAGAUUGAUAGAUCAACUGAAAUCCUUCAAAGGUGGGGCAGUUAAUGUCAAUAUCAUAGAAAAUGUUCUGGAAAACUUGAAGAUCAAGCUGUCAGAUGAGAAAGUAAAAGAAGUGUCACAAUCCCUUCCAGCUGAUGCUUCUGGGAUGAUUUCUCUGCAGACAAUGCUGAAAGAAGUAAGAAAAUUCACCGGAGGAAAUAUUGAUGCUAAAGUCACACAUAGAGUGCUGGAGGGCAUGGGCAUACAGCUUUCAAAUAGAGACAUCAAUGACCUGCUGAAACGGUUGCCUAUUGCUGACGAUGGGAAAAUACUUAAAAACGUAUUACUUGAUCAUGUAAAGUGGCAUUCUGGGGCCAAGUGUCAUAUCUCCAAACUGGGUGGCAUUCUAGAAGACUUGGGCUUCAACCUGGAGGAUGAAGAAAUCGAAGACCUAACAAGCCGUCUGCCAGUUGAAGAUGAGAUGGUCAACAUGAGGGAGAUGAUGGAGAAUGUGGAGUUGCUCACAGGAAACAAAGUGGAUGUUGAUCAAAUAGAUCAAGUUUUGAAAACCAUAGGGGUAGAGCUCACACCUAAGGAGCGCUGGGAGCUGAUGAAGACUCUGCCCAUUACCUCUGAUAAUAAAGUGUAUCGGAACCGAUUGUUGGAUAGUUUAAAAACUUUUCACAGAGGAAAAGGUUUUACAAAUAAACUAGAAACCAUCAUGGAAAACAUUAACUACAAUGUUGAUGAAAAAGACAUGAAAGAACUGCAGAACUACUUGAAAACUGAUGAUAUUGGAAGGUUUUCACUGAACUCCUUGUCAAAUGCAGCCUAUUUGUUUUCUGGCCCUCAGAUAAAUGCCAGUGAUAUACAACCAUAUCUGGAAACCGUAGGCAUUGAAUUAACAAGCAGUGAAAGCCAGCUGUUACAGAGCCGAGUUCCAGCAGAUGAUGACAACAUGGUGUUUAAAAAUGUGUUGGCAGACUCGAUGCGGACUCUCAGGAGCGGAAAAGUCGGUGUUAAUAAUGUUUACGAAACUAUUGAAUUCCUUGGAUAUCCUGUUGAGGAAGAGGAAGUAGAGGAAAUAAUUAUCAAUGUGCCCUCUAAUAGUGACAAGAAAGUCCAACUGGAUUUGCUUCUGAAAGAAGUAGAUUCAUAUUUAGGAGAAGAAAUUGACCAGAGUGACGUGAACAAAAUCCUUAAAAACAUUGGGUUAAUACUCCACCUAAGAGAAAACAGAGUACUAAUGAAAUCUGUGCCACUUGAUGCUACCGGGAAGGUGUACAAGUACAAGCUGAUGGAUACCAUCAAGGGUCUCCCAGACGUUUACAUUGAUCUGAAAAAAAUAAAGACUUUAAUGGAAAACAUGGGCUAUGAUCUUGAGUCUAAUGAAUAUGAAGACUUCAUGAAUUACGUGCCCACUAACAUUUAUGGGUUGACUCGUUUGAAAGACAUAAUGGAAAAGGGGGACGUAUAUACAGGCGAGAAGAUCGAUCUUGGAGACCUGCCAGAAUUCCUGGAUGAUAUAGGGGUGGAACUCACAGAAGACAAGACGAUGAAACUCCUGGGUAAACUGCCGACGGAUGGCCAUGGAAGGCUGUACAAGAAAAGGUUGAUAAAAGAGUUGGGGACAAUUAAAGACUUAAAGAUACCUACAAGCAAGGUGGAAACCUUCUUUAAAAAGGCAGUCUUUCAGCUCAACAACAAGGAAAUGCAGACAGUGAUAGACAAACUACCAGCUGAUCGAAAUGGGAAGGUUGAAUACCAAGUGUUGAUGAAAGAAGUUAGAAACGUUUUAGGAGAUAUGAUUCAUGCAGGAGAGGUAAAAAGUGUUCUAGAAGACAUGGGAAUAAAAAUGACACACAAAGAAAACGUAAAAUUCCUUAAAAAACUACCCGUCUCUGCUGACAAAACAGUGUAUAGGAAAGAACUACUGUCGGGUGUGAAGAGCUUCAAAGGAGGGGAAGUCUAUGUCCAAGAUGUGAAAAAUGUUCUUCACAACACUGGGUUCGAACUGGAUAAAAGAGAACUAAAGGACCUUCGGGCUCACCUGACAGUGACUGACCGUAGAAGGGUUAGCUUGGAUGUGUUGAUGGAUGCAGCUAAGAUUUUCACAGGAGAAAAGGUUGACAUCAAAUACAUAAAAAGCGCUCUGGAAAACAUGGGGAUCGCGAUCACAGAGAAAGAAGAAUUGAAGCUCUUGAAAUCUCUGCCCGUGUCUAAAGAUGGAAAAAUCUAUAAGAAGAGAUUGCUGAACAGUGUGGCACAGAUCAAAGGGAAGAAAGUUCAAGUCUCUAAUAUACCACUGAUUUUGAAGAAUGCAGAAUUCGAACUUGAGAAGGAGGAUUGUGAGGACCUGAUGCAGCUUCUACACACUGAUGAGAACAAAAUGGUUGAAUUAAGUGUGUUAUUGGAUAAAGCAAAAAAUUUCACUGGGGAGAAGAUUGAUGUUGGUAAUCUGAACAACGUGCUGAGGAAAAUGGGCUUGAUGCUCUCCGACAAUGUGUACAAGGAGCUACAGCACGCUCUGUCAGUUUACACUGGUGGGAAGAUUUAUAAAACCAGAUUGUUAAAAUGCGUGAAAGAUCUCAAAGGGCCACGAAUCAAGGUAAAAAAAGUAGAAUCUCUCUUGGAAAACAUGGGAAUUAAGGUCAAAGGUGAAGAAUUUGAAGAACUAAUAGCCCAACUUCCACCUGAGGGAAACAAAACAGUGGAUCUGAAUGAACUAUUGGAUAUCGUCAGUUACAUCAAGGGAGAAGCAAUUGACAUGCAGAACCUGUACAAGUUUCUAGCAAAUGAUGGGAUCGAGCUCACAGAGAAAGAGUUCAAAGACCUGCUUUCCUACCUGGACUUCAACGGAAGCGGGAAGGUUAUCGUACAGUCAAUAAUAGAGGGCCUGAAGAAGCUUAAACCCAAAGAAAUGGCAAUGCUGUACAAGCAAAUGACAAGUUUCCGCUUCAGAAAAGACAGAGCUUCUAGCCAAAUGGCAGUUUCAGAAAUUAAAGCCACGAUGAAGCUAAAGCCCUUAAAAGCACCUGUCUUUCACAAGAGAGAUAAAGAUUUGCGAGGAUCUUUCUCAGACCAUUUAAAGCACAAAGAAUCAAAGCUGAGUCCUGCACAACUUGAAGCCUUCCGUAAUGCUUACAACUUCUUCACCAAGGAUAGAACUGGCUGUAUUGAUUCACACGGAUUGAUAAGCACCAUAGCAAAACUGGGAAUGAAUCUAAACACGUACGAUAUCUACAAUGAAUUAAAAUGUGCUGAUCUCGACAGGGACGGUAAGAUCAACUUCUCAGAUUUUAUAAAUGUGUUGACAGAUAAGAAACUCUUCCUCAAGGCUGUGGUUCCAGAAAAGAAAAUAUGCUUAGAUUUAGCUAACAACCCAGGAAUCUUGUUGUUUGAAAUCCUAUCAAAAUUUGUAGAAACCUCGUCCCUGCACAGAAAGGAUAUAAUAGAGCUAGUAAGCUAUUUCCGAAAAAGGUUCCAGGAGAGCCACUCAGAAAUAAUGUGGAGUUCGUAUGGGAGAAGGGGCCUAAAGUCAGAGAUCUGCUCUCCCCCUCGCUCGAGCACUGCUGCCUUUGCCAACUCUGCUAGGAUCUCCAUAAUGAAAGAAAGGGAUUUGUAUAAGUUUCUCGAAGCCCUCAAACGGUGUAAUCUCCGUACAGAUAGCCCAUACUCAAAAAUACCUGUGUUUCCGUUGUUUCCUGAUGUGGAUGGGACGGUGAUGGGAAAACCAUUUAAAGACACACAAAAAAUAGAGAUGCUAAGGAGAAAGGAGCCUCUGACUUUCUUUGAGGACUAUUUUUUCAAUAAAAGAGAUUGGAAAACACAGGCCAUGAAUGUGAAACCUCUCAAGUCUGCCUCAGGCUAUUCAGAUGACAUCUUAGCCAUUGACCACCUGUUCAAGAAAAAGCAACAUUGGACUGUGACUGAUGCGGCUGCUAUCAAACAGCAUGUAAAGAAAGCCACGGAGAGUUAUAACUUAGGAAUUGCCCUUGACCACCGGAAAGAAAUGCUGAACCUCUGGAAGAAGAUUCGAGGGGAUUUGGUUGGGAUCGAAAGCAACAAUGAGUCCUUUUACAACACCUUUUCGACCUACACCUGGUCCUGGAACGUCUGCCAAGAGCUGCUCUCCGCUAAGGACCUCCGCUUGCACGACGCCAGCAUGAACAAGAGUUCCCCCUCCAACUCUGGGUUAUCUUCCCCAUCGGACUUCAGUGAGUCUGACCCGGAGACGGGGAGGAAGAGGAAACGGAAAAGUUCCAGAGGGUUUCGGCAAUGAAAAGCCUACGUUUUCUAAACAGCUCUUCGAAAACCGCUUUCCAUAGUAAUCAAAAGUAUGGUUUCUUGCUUUUAUCUAUUACAUGCCUAGGUGGAAAUUUUGACAUCUUAUGGAUUCCGACCAGUAAAAACCUUUAAAUCCGGGA
Mus musculus (house mouse) is the source of this 17993-nucleotide messenger RNA. It is a transcript of the gene Efcab3, whose product is annotated as EF-hand calcium binding domain 3. The transcript has 188 exons. Gene Ontology annotation, molecular function: calcium ion binding. Bases 239 to 17848 code for a protein of 5869 amino acids. NCBI's taxonomy places the organism in Eukaryota, Metazoa, Chordata, Mammalia, Rodentia, Muridae. The record is from RefSeq and is marked validated.